Molecule: messenger RNA, 3156 nt
Organism: Scophthalmus maximus (turbot)
Lineage: Eukaryota; Metazoa; Chordata; Actinopteri; Pleuronectiformes; Scophthalmidae
Exons: 4
Coding region: 678-2705 (675 amino acids)
Source: RefSeq, a predicted model, not a curated record
GCUGUCAGGACACCCAAUAAUGUAUAGCAAACAGGAACAACUGAUGGAGAAAUCGGCACACUUAAUUGGCCAAAAUGCAAAUUUAAUACAGGCUAAAAAACGGCGCUCGAUUAUACCGCACCCACUAUAAGUCAUUGAAUCCAUCACGGCAACAUCACACUUCCUGUUUCUUGUAAACGUCUGCAGAGGAAUAUAUACGCAUAUAUACACGAACAUUUCACCUCGUAAAUUAAAUAGAUGGAAAGAAAAAAUUAUGAGGACAAAAAGAAAAUCCCCCAAAAAGACAUUUUGAAAAGGCUUAAUUUACGACGUUUGGUCGGAUUCUAGGCUGCGGCUGCGCUGCCGUCUAGUCUAACCUGGCAACACAGGCUUUCGUCACGUUGCCGAGCAACGACUGCGGUCAAUUUCGGGGAGCAGCAUUGUAUAAGUUCUUUAAAAAUAUAUACAUAUAUAUAUUUACAUGUGUCUGAAGUGAAGUUAAGUUACGCUACUGUAGCAGACUACCAGCCUACUGUAACUCGAUACAGGUGUGCUCCAAGUCAAAACCGCACCUGGUGGUUGGUGAUAUCACCACCGGUCGGCUAACUAGCUAACUAGCUAACAGCUAUGAUGCCCGACAUUCAAACGUGUGGGGUCAUUGUGGUCAUGGACAUUGUGGCACAUGAUUGGCGGUUGUGAUGAAUGUUUGUUGUGAUUUUACGUCGCCUUUAAAAGAGGGAAUCCAAGUGACCAUGAAUCACAGACGUGGCAGGGAUUUAUCAAACAAAGAAAAUAAGCAAUCUGAUCCGGCAAAUAAACCCUGUUGCUGCAAACGUUUAAAAUGCUAUAAGACGGAUGGACAGCCCAAGAGGAAACGACUCAAGACGCGCAAGCAGAGGUGUCGGAUGAGAGGUGAGGGGAAAGAGGCCUCGAAGACGAAAUCAUAUCACCACCGCUGCCACCUCCAAACCAGUGGAGACACGGCACCUUUCCAUAACUGUUGUCGUCAAAGCGGCUGUAGUUCAAGGAGAGACGCGCCCUUUCCAAAGGUGGUUCAGGUGGCACAGGAGCCCAGCAUCAUCACAGACAGCCGCCUGUUAGGACACCAUGGCCUCUUCAGCCACGAGGUGAAGUCUAUUGACAUUCAACGCUUGUUAAGUGAGCAGGGGAGGCUGGGAAAAGGACAAAAAGAUCAAGAGGAGAAGCAUACUAUUUUCUGUGCGUCUUCAACAUCUCACAUUCCCACUCCUUUCUUCAGUAAUGUUUCGGGCACUGACACUGGUGAAGUUGUGCCAUUUGAGGGGACAGCCGACCCUGCUGCACACAUCCAUGUUUAUUGCCAGGAAAGAGGGAAGUUAAUCAGUCAUGAAUCAGAUAUUACACCUGGACAGAGACCACAGCAACGAUUUGAUAAUUCAUCCGGUAGCUAUAAAAGCAUCUUCUCGUCUAAACACAGCUCUUUCGGUGUAGAAAUAAGCAAGAGCAAGGGCCCUGUCAACUCUGUCAUGCGUGAAAAGGACAAAGCGCCUCAGCUGACUCCCACUGUUGACCACGACAUUGUCAAGAUAUCAUACAAGAAGAUAAAGACACACAUGAUCUCCGCUUUUGGGCCAACUCCAAAGAACCAGGAGCAUCUUACUCACCAGACACACGCUCGUAGUCACUACCCAAGUCCACCUCAGCUCUCCAGCUCACCCGCCGCCGACAGCUUUGGCACGCGGCACAGAAGACAAGGUCCCGGCGGUGUAUCCAAGUCCAUCACCGCAAUGGGAGCACGUCUGUGUGACUGUCUGCAGUUCCCACAGCUGAGAAGGAGGAACCUGCUAGCAGAGAGCAGGGAGGUGCUGUUGACGGCUCUGAGGGAGAGGCAUGGACCUCGGUUUCAGGAGAAGCUUCUCCAGGAGCAGCAGCGCUUCAGCUUAGGCACUGAUCUCGCCAUCCAGGAUCAUGAUCAGGAGCCAACCAUGAGAGAUGAAAAUCAUCUCUUGCCCACAGAUGCAUCAGCAUUUCAAGCCGACGCUGUUAGUCAGCUAUAUUUUGACUGCCAGAAAACAACAGCUUCCAAAGAGAUGAGAAGCAAGCAUUUUAACCAGAAGUCCAGUCGGCAACCACACCAGAGCUCGAAAUGGACUGCUGAAUGCUUGACAAGAACCGUGGAUACUUCUGCCAGUCUUUUGGAUGAUGUCCUCAGACCGAGUUGCUCUCCUCCGUUCUGCAUGGACUUUGAGCUGUCUGGAGCAUCAGGAAGUGAUCGUUUGUUCACUUUCUCUCCCACCUCAUGCUGGGGAGAGAAGGCCUCAGCACCUCAGCAAGUGGGCAGCGGUUUUAACAGGCCUGAGUGCAAAGACUCUAUUUUUGAUUCAUUCGGUGUUGUUCAUCAACCUGUUUUCAGAUCAUUUAGAGAGAUGAGCUGUGGGCCUCAGUUCCCUAAUGAAACACAGCUGCCAGAAAUAUUUUCAGCAGAGCCAAUGCAUUUCCUUCCAGAGCAAGACCCAUUUAAAACUGGCAUAUACAUAACUAAUAAAAUUCACGAUCCUAAUCAAAGCAGACAUUUCUCGACUUUCGGCCGAUCCAGCCACCUUUCAACUUACCGUCCCGUCAGCUCCCACCACACAGACAUGAUGCACUACCCCCCAUCUCACAUGCUUGAAAGAGGCCCAGCUGCUCCCCUUUCUUCUUUACCAAGCCCAGAGCAGUGGUCCUUUCCACCCAUGAAACUGUACUGAUGUGUCGUUAAACACUGCACACAGUUGUGCCUGUGGACAUUUGUUUGUCUAACUACACACAAAUCAGUCUUAAUUCAGACCAUCAAGACUUUUUGUCACAGUAUAAAAUUUUUGGGCUCAUAUUUUAUCAAACCCAGUUUUAAAUGUGAAAGCAAUUGCUGUAUCUCACGAGUUACCUCUUGUAUUAAUUUGUUAGAUAGACACGCAAAUAUAUAUUGUUUGCAUCUUUGGAGCAUUUUUAAUUUGCAGAACUAUAUAUUAGCACAUCUAUAUCAACACAGGUCCUAUAAUGGGGAAUUCUGUACAGAGACAAUAUUUACUAAGGAUGUGCCAUUCUGAAAGUUAUAAUUUUUUGUGUGGACUGUGCUUAAAUGCAAGAAGACAUUGUACAAUUGAGGAAUGUCAAGCAUUGCUAACAAUAAAAAUGAACUGAUCACCAGAUGUUAAAUGA